GAAACUUGCAGGCAGAAGUUGUGAAGUUUGGUUGUGCCCUGUGGAGGGAAGCUGUGCUGAUGUGGUUGUGGGUGAGAGAUGUCUUCACUUCUCCCUGCAGUGGCUGAACAACUGUUCCGGGACAUCCACAGGACAUACCGGGAGACGUCUCACAUUCCAGAUGACCUGCUUAUCGCGCUGAAGUUUGUCUUUGGUCCCUGCGCGUUACAGGCUUUGGACCUGGUCGACCAACGUUCAGUCACCUGUCUGUCUUCUCCCAGUGGACGUAAGGCCUUCCAGGUAAUCGGAGCGUCGGGGCAUUUGUACACUUGCUUUGUGUCCUGUCACUACUGCCCGUGUCCGGCCUUCGCCUACACUGUGCUCCGCAGAAACGAAGGUCUACUGUGCAAACACAUCCUGGCUGCCUACCUCUGUCAGGCCAUGGGUGUGACUCAGCAGGAGAGUGUGUCUGAUCAGCAGAUGUCGAUGCUGCUCAGCGGGACCGCAGCCCCCUGACACGCAGGUACGUUGACCACCAAGUUCAGCAGCAGGAGCAGCACGUCUGGCUCCAAAGGGACAGCAUGGAGCCUCCUGGAUGACGCCCCACGUUUCACACUCAAAUUUUGUGCCACUGCAGAGAAGCGCUCUCAAAGUACGGCCACACUAAUGCUCUUACAGAAGACUGUGUGAGAGGUACCAGAUGUUGCUUUAUUUAUUUUAUUUAGUUGAAAGAAACCUCAAUCUGUGGCAAGGGAAACAUCUGUUCAUUGUGUGCGUGCUUCUUGAUGUUGUGAAGUUAUUUCUUGUCCCAUUAUUUAAGGAAGUAUUGUUCAUGUGCAUGCUGAAGUGACCUCAGACCCAUUUUUUAAACUUAAUAUAUUUUAUAUGGAAGUGUAAACACAAUCUGUUAUUUCUACCAACCAAACAUCAAACUCCUACCGAUUUCUAUUCUUCUCUACUCCACUCUUUCAUCAGUGUUUCUAUGUGACCGUUCCCAUUUUGUUUAUUGUUUGUCACAUUAUUCAAAGAAGUAUUGUGCACCUGCAUGCUGAAGUCACCUCAGACAUAUGGCUGUCCUUUGCUCUAUUUUGUGAACAGAAUUUUGGAAAUGUUUUUUUUUCAUGGAAUAAAGAUUGAUCUGUAACAAUAUAAA
Molecule: messenger RNA, 1132 nt
Organism: Platichthys flesus (European flounder)
Lineage: Eukaryota; Metazoa; Chordata; Actinopteri; Pleuronectiformes; Pleuronectidae
Gene: zswim7
Product: zinc finger, SWIM-type containing 7
Exons: 5
Coding region: 79-495 (138 amino acids)
Biological process (GO): double-strand break repair via homologous recombination
Cellular component (GO): Shu complex
Molecular function (GO): zinc ion binding
Source: RefSeq, a predicted model, not a curated record